This is a messenger RNA of Penicillium waksmanii, 1050 nucleotides long. RefSeq names its product pantoate--beta-alanine ligase. The record is from RefSeq and is a predicted model, not a curated record. Lineage: Eukaryota; Fungi; Ascomycota; Eurotiomycetes; Eurotiales; Aspergillaceae. Gene Ontology annotation, biological process: pantothenate biosynthetic process. The transcript has a single exon. Gene Ontology annotation, molecular function: pantoate-beta-alanine ligase activity. Bases 1 to 1050 code for a protein of 349 amino acids.
AUGGCAACAUCGAUCACCCGCUCUCCUGGCGACCCCUCCUCCUUUCAAAUCUUCCGUGACAGCCCUCAACUGCGCCGGUUGCGGCAACAGUUGCUGAAAGAUGAUCAAAGUGUUGGAUUUGUGCCAACAAUGGGUGCUCUCCAUGAGGGCCAUCUCUCGUUAAUUCGAGCAGCUGCCUGUGAGAACACCAACGUUUUCAUCAGUAUCUUUGUCAAUCCCACUCAAUUUGGGGUCAAUGAAGACUUUUCAAGCUACCCAUGCACCUGGGAGAGUGACAUAGAAAGGCUAGAGAAGUUGAACAAGGAGUUUAUUAGUUCUGGUUCACCCACAGGACGAAUUUCGGCCGUGUUUGCCCCUACUUCGAAAGUGAUGUACCCGAAUUUGCCACCUUCGUCCGAAAUCGACGGUGAUGGUUCUUUCGUUACUGUAACCCCGCUGUCAAAGAAACUAGAGGGUGAAUCCCGUCCUGUCUUCUUUCGUGGCGUGGCAACUGUCUGCAUGAAACUAUUCAAUGUCACGACUCCCGAUCGCGUCUACUUCGGCCAAAAAGAUUUCCAACAGACCGUUAUUAUCAAGAGAAUGGUCCAGGAUUUGCACGUUGGUACCGAGGUGCGUGUUGUGAGUACUGCACGCGAAGUCAACGGCCUGGCUCUCAGCUCUCGCAACGCCUACCUUGGUGACCGAAGACGCAGAGCUGGGUGUACCAUCUUUAGGGCCUUUAAAGCCGCUGAUGAGGCAUACCGAGGAGGAAAAACGUCCCGUGUAGACAUUCUGCGGGCCGCUCAGAGUGUAUUAGAUCGGGUGUUCGCCGAGCAGCAAGCUCUCUCCCCAUCUGAGCGGUAUUUGUUCGAAAUUGACUAUAUCUCUCUUGCCGACUCUAACACGUUAGAGGAACUGGAUAUCGUUGACCAUAUCAAAGGAGCCGUGAUAAGUGCCGCUUUGAAGAUGGCACCCUUGGAAGAGACGGUGCCCAAUGAAGAAUGCGGACUUGGCGAUGGCAAGGUUUUCGUGCGAUUGAUCGAUAAUUGGAUGCUUCAGGCUGAGAAUUAA